AGGAAUUUAUAAGCUGUAUUAAAUACUGCGUAGUAUGCUUCAAUAUUUACGAAAGUAUGAUUCAAAAACACUAAUUUUUAAUACUUUACUAUAGUUAAGGAAAGUAUUUUGACUGGAUCUGUCCACGUGGUGUCAGCACUGCGUAGAUCCGGUUUAUUGCACCGGAAGUUGAGGAUAUUUAACAGUGGAAGAAAAAAUGUUUACGGCGUAAAUGGGUCUCUGUUUAAAGGAAUAUAACAACGGUGUCGCACAGUUAACUACCUGCGUUUGUUUUUAUCCAAAAUUGCACGUUUAAACUAAUGCAUUCAUGUGUUUCUUAUGGAGAAAAUAUUGAUGUCGACGCCGAGUUUCCAAUGAAAGCAUCAGCUACAAGCAAACACCGCUAUUUUGAAUCGACACCUAUGUUUCGAUCAGACAUUUAUCAGCAAUAUCGGUAGAAUUAUAAACGCACUGCUUGUGCACAAAUAGUCCAUAAAAGCUGCAGGUACCGGAGGACAUGAGAUCGAGUUAAAUCGCUUUAGUGAAAAGUGAUGCAAACAGCGAUUGUUGCGUAUCAUUCAGCCUUUUAUGAACACGUCUGAUCUAAUAUAAACAGUAAGGAUGUCUUUAGUAGCGUACGACAGCAGCGAUGACAGCGAUCGCGAUAACGCGCCGAGUGCACCCGCUCGACCCCCGAAGAAGUCCGGGGGACUGUUUACGUCUCUGCCAGCGCCGAAAAAAGCAGAGAUCGGAUCCAACAGAUAUCAGACAUCGGCCCCUCAACCUCAGAGGAUGGGUAUUGAUCUAACGUUACCCAAACCCAAGAAGCGCACAGAGCCCGUUAAAAUCACCGUUCCGGAAAUAAAACAUGCAGACUCCGACUCCGACGAUGAGCAGCCAGUGCGAAAGAAAUCAGUGUCCCAGGGCGGUGGUCUGUCGUCUCUGCUGCCCCAGCCUCAAAAUCUAGUGGUGAAGGAAAAACAACGGGCGCUGGUGCCCCACACCCUGACGAGACGCCCUGUAUCCAACCAGGCAAAAGGAAGUGCUGGUAAAUCCCAAGGCGUGUCCGGAACCAGCCAAUCUCCAUCAGCCAUCAAAGCUGCCGCGAAGUCCGCCGCCUUGCAGUUGGCUCGCCAGAAGAUGACAGCCGAUGAAGAUGGCAGUGAUGAUGAUCUCGCUCCAGAAAACUACUUUUCCCUUUCAGAAAGCUCCCCGAAGCCUGUGGUGUCACAAAAACAAGAUUCCCAAGAUUAUGUUCCCACUCUUCACCCUUCACCCGGUGUGGAGGACGCCCCAUUGGACUUUGAUUCUAAUGCAGAAAGUUACAGUAGGACAGCUGGAGCCAUGGGGGAAGAUUUCCAAAAUCAGUACCAACAGUAUCCAGAACUGCCAGAUGGGUCUUCACAGGUAGAUUACUACGGGCAGAGUUACUACGAAGACCCCAAACCUGAAGCACAAGAGCAAGAUGAAUCUGGGUCUUCUUCAAUGUUUGAGGAUGAAGCAUUUCGGCGGCUGCUGGGCAAACAGAGUCGAGGAAAAGAAGAAAUCAAAUUCUUGGAGAUCAAAGGAGAUGAUCAGCUGAGUGGCAACAAGCAGUGGAUGACAAAGAAUGUGACCGCAGAUCUGGAGCCACGCAAGUCCUUUAGCAAGAAAAAAGGAGACCAGCCAACAGGACAACAGAGGCGCAAGCACCAAAUCACUUAUCUGAUUCAUCAAGCCAAGGAACGUGAGAUGGAGCUCAAGAAUAGCUGGGCUGAAAACAAGCUCACCCGCCGACAGACGCAAGCCAAGUAUGGAUUCUAGCCGACGUCACAGAAUAUCAAGACGUGGCACACUACACUAGGGCAGAUUUGUCUGAAGACUAUGGGCGAUAAAGAGAGUAGUAUUUUUUAGCUUUUAGAAAUGUCAUGCCAGCUUAUGUUGUUUCAGAGAGGAGCGAAAGAUAAUCAAUUCUUUAUCGGCUGCAAUUACAACAUUAAGAGGGCAGCGAAUACCUACUGUUUAUAGUGAAGAAUGUUGUUUUUCCAUUUUUAUGUUCUCCAUUUGGUUGUGUUACAAAGGUUUAGAUCUGCCACACAUAGUCACCUGUAAUAUAAUGUUUAAACCAUGUUUAAUUAUGACUUGUUUGGUCUAAGAGGAUCUCGUCUUCCAUACUGUCCAUUGUGCAACCAGAAAACAGUUAGACAUUAAAAAGGAUGUAAAAAAUGAAUUUAAACAAAUGUUUGAGUGAAACUUCCCAUUCUUGUGUGUUUUGAGUACGCGUUUCUGUUUGAACAGAUUCUUAAAGAACGUAAUGUAAAACCUAAAUUAAGUUAACAGUUUUAUUGCAUUAUUAGAGAAUUAACAAAAAUGUUUCAUUUUGUGUGUAAAAUAAUUCUUAUAUCACUGCCAGGAAUAAGAAUGCAUAAAUCUGAGAAAAAUAAACUAUAAAACACAAUUUGAAAUUAAAAGGAUUUUUGAUGU
Messenger RNA from Triplophysa dalaica, 2442 nucleotides. It is a transcript of the gene prcc, whose product is annotated as proline rich mitotic checkpoint control factor. The coding region runs from base 601 to 1782 and encodes 393 amino acids. The transcript has 6 exons. NCBI's taxonomy places the organism in Eukaryota, Metazoa, Chordata, Actinopteri, Cypriniformes, Nemacheilidae. The record is from RefSeq and is a predicted model, not a curated record. Gene Ontology annotation, cellular component: nucleus.